Paramisgurnus dabryanus is the source of this 829-nucleotide messenger RNA. RefSeq names its product heat shock protein 30-like. The record is from RefSeq and is a predicted model, not a curated record. NCBI's taxonomy places the organism in Eukaryota, Metazoa, Chordata, Actinopteri, Cypriniformes, Cobitidae. Gene Ontology annotation, cellular component: nucleus; cytoplasm. Gene Ontology annotation, biological process: protein refolding; response to heat.
AUGUUGAGCCUGCAUGCAUUUCAGCCUUCCCUCAUCACUCCAUUCAUGAGGAUUGACUGGCCAGUGUGCAGUCUGUGGCCGGAGAUCGAACCUCUUUACAGACACACUGACCUACUGCAGGAGAUGAGGAGCAGCCUGGAGAAACUUCAGCACAAAAUCUCUGAGGAGAUCCAGCAAAUGUCAAACUCUGAGGAGAUCCAGCCGCUCACCUGUACAGUGCAGGAGAAAGAGGGAAGUGGCUUUGCGUUGACACUGGACACUAAAGACUUUUCCCCAGAAGAACUGUCAGUCAAACAGGUGGGCAGGAAGCUGCAGGUGAGCGGAAAGACAGAGAAGAAGCAGGAGGAUGGGAAAGACUCGUACUCGUACAGAAUCCAAGAGUUCAGACGUGUGUUUGAUCUGCCUGAAGGAGUGAAUCCUGAGACAGUGACCUGCUCCAUGACUGAUGGAAAGCUCUACAUACAGGCAUCAGUCAAUCAGAUAUCUGAAACACCUGAGAGGAUGCUGCACAUUCACUGCCCUCAAACUGUGAAGACAACACAGACAGAGACUGAAAAGAUUCAAAACAACACCAAUGAAACACACAAGACUGAUCAGCAAUCAACAGAAGAUCAACUCAACAGAUUUGGACUUUGUAAGGCAAUAUAUGAGAUGAACUUUAUCUUUAUAUAAUUUCUUGUAUUGAAAUAAUUAUUUGUACUCUUUAAUGUGUAAUAUUAUUUAGUAUUUUUUAAAUAGUAUUUUUUCACAAUAUUAGAAUUAUUAUUAAAAUUAUUAUUAUAUUUUAUUAUUAUUAUUAUUAUUAUUAUUAUUACUAUUAUUAUUAUUA